Messenger RNA from Schistocerca gregaria, 1138 nucleotides. RefSeq names its product neuroparsin-A. The record is from RefSeq and is a predicted model, not a curated record. The transcript is spliced from 5 exons. The coding region runs from base 573 to 887 and encodes 104 amino acids. NCBI's taxonomy places the organism in Eukaryota, Metazoa, Arthropoda, Insecta, Orthoptera, Acrididae.
AUCGCGCGUGGCCGCCACGCCGGCGGCACCUCCUCUCUGUUUACAUCUUCGGCGGCGCCGAACCCGCCCCCUUAACUGCUGACCCGCGGAGUCAAUUAGCAGUUAUUUAUUUGGUGCUUUGACACGCCCUUAUCUCGUGCCCGAGUGACUCAAACGUGUCAAAGUAAUAAAUAUAACUGAGACAAAUAGAAGACACUUGAUAUACUCCACAGUCGAUGUCACUGCGAUGAUCGUCGUUUCCAACCAAGGAUCCAGAGACAGAGUUCUGCAUUCAUCCACCUCGAUAUGGUCCAACUGGAGGUCUUCUCCUAUACUACUCCGCAAGUCACCUUCAGGUCGCGUGAUGAGCGUCGGCCAGUAAUUACGAGGAGCGUUGUUUACCGCGGCUCCGUCAUGGGCGCGCACGGGCUCAGCGCCUGACGGCCACCGCUCGGGGGUUGACAGCAGCCGGCCGUGACGUAACGCCGCCGCUGCCGGCCGCGUAUAUAUUGGCGCCGGGACGCCACACCGCCGCCGCAGACCUCCGCCGCCAGCCGUUACCACCACAUCGCCCACCAACAGACGCCGCCGCCAUGAAGCCCGCAGCAGCACUUGUCGCCGCCACCCUUCUCAUCGCCGUCAUCCUGUUCCACAGAGCGGAAGCCAACCCAAUAUCCCGGUCUUGCGAAGGGGCUAACUGUGUCGUCGACCUGACACGUUGCGAAUACGGUGAAGUGACGGACUUCUUCGGACGCAAAGUCUGCGCCAAGGGACCAGGAGAGAGGUGCAGCGAUUAUGAGAGCUGCGGGGACGGUUUGAGGUGUGCACAAAAGUUAUGCGUCGGCUGCUCCCUGGCGACUCUCCAGUGCUUCAGUAUCGUUAGUCUUCCCCUGUCAGAAGAGGAAUGAAUGUGUCACUUAGUAACGAGACGAAUACAUAUUUAUCUAAAAUAUAUCUCUAUUUAAGUGAGACAGCUUCCACACUCGACAUACAGCUCUAUGGACUCAACCAGUUUGUUGAAAAAACGUGACUCACUUUUAUGUUGUCAUCACAAUACUUACAUGUAUUGAUAUAGACACAAGUGAGUAAAUUUCUCUCUUCUUAUUCUGUCUCUUUGUUCUUUUCUUUCACAAUAAAUACAUUAUCAGUAUUCUUGUUA